Medicago truncatula (barrel medic) is the source of this 1631-nucleotide messenger RNA. Its product is annotated as serpin-ZX. The transcript has 2 exons. Gene Ontology annotation, molecular function: serine-type endopeptidase inhibitor activity. The record is from RefSeq and is a predicted model, not a curated record. The coding region runs from base 59 to 1225 and encodes 388 amino acids. Lineage: Eukaryota; Viridiplantae; Streptophyta; Magnoliopsida; Fabales; Fabaceae.
UUCAUCUACCUUCACUAUCUACGUCUUCUGUUGUUGCUUUCGUUAAGAAGAAGAAAGAAUGGAGUUCCGUCGUGAAUCAAUGAUCACCCAAACCAACGUUUCACUCAAAAUCGCUAAACAUCUCUUCUCUAAACAACCCAACAACAACAUUGUGUUUUCACCUCUCUCGAUUCAAGUUAUUCUCAGCAUCAUCGCUGCUGGCUCUGAGGGUUCCACACAGCAACAACUUCUCGACUUCCUCCGCUUUAAAUCCAUCCAUCAACUCAACUCCGUCAUCUCUCGCCUCGUUUCCGUCAUCCUCAAAGACGCUGCUCCCUCCGGCGGGCCUUGCCUCUCUGUCGCCAAUGGUGUGUGGGUUGAGCAAACCCUUUCUCUUCAAACUUCCUUCCAAAAGAUUGUUUCUUCUGAUUUCCAAGCCAAGUUGGCUUCCGUUGAUUUCCAGAACAAGGCUGUUGAAGUGACCAAUGAAGUCAAUUCAUGGGUUGAAAAGGAGACAAAUGGCCUUAUUAAAGGAGUUAUUCAACCAGGGUCGGUCAACAGCUUAACCAGACUCAUCUUUGCAAAUGCACUGUACUUUAAAGGACUAUGGUAUCAGAAGUUUGAUGCUUCCAAAACGAAAGACUAUGAUUUUCACCUUCUCAAUGGUAGCUCACUCAAGGUUCCGUUUAUGAGCAGCAAAGAGGAUCAAUAUAUUGGUGCUUUUGAUGGUUUCAAAGUACUUUGUCUUCAUUAUAAACAAGGCCAAUAUGAUCGCCGAUUCUCUAUCUACUUUAUUCUUCCAGAUGCAAAAGAUGGACUCUCGGCUUUGGUUGAAAAGGUGGCUUCAGAAUCUGAGUUACUACACCGUAAGUUUAAUCUUUCUAAAGUCAAAGUUGGUGACUUCAGAAUUCCAAAGUUCAAUAUCUCAUUUGGGUUUGAAACUUCUGAUAUGCUGAAGGACCUAGGAGUGGUUUUACCUUUCUCUCCCGGAGGUUUGACUAAAAUGGUGGACUCACUUGCGGGUCAAGACCUGUUUGUUUCUAACAUAUUCCAAAAGUCUUUCAUCCAAGUAAACGAAGAAGGCACUGAAGCUGCUGCUGCAACCUAUGGUAUUAUGACAGCCAUGGGUAUAAGCCCUCCUCGACUAGACUUUGUAGCUGACCACCCAUUCUUAUUUCUAAUAAGAGAAGAUUUGACCGGCACAAUCCUCUUUGUUGGACAGGUGCUUAAUCCUUUUGCUGGGUAAUCAUGUUUGAGUGCCUUUGAUCUCUGAAAUUACUUUUUCCAUAUCAGUUUGCUAGUGUAAAAUAACAAAGCAAUUGUUUCUUCAAUCUUAUUAUGAUGUUUUGUUGUUUCAACAUGCUGCUUUAGGCGAGCUUAGCUAGUGGUUACUUAUAUCUUGGUGUUGGAUUGAUAACAUUUUCAACAAACAGUAGUUCCACUUUUUUGCUUGAUAGGUAACAGUUAUUGAUGUCCACUUUUAUUUAUUUUUUUCAAUGGAUUGUAUAAUAAAGAUUGCUCUUUAGUGAUCAAUUAUGAUACUGUAUAUGGUGACAUGGGAGAAAAUGGGAUCUGAAAGCAAAAGUACAGGAACAUAUGAAUGUUAUUGAGGUUGGAAGAUAGAUGUAAUGUAACUUGAAAACUUGUAUGGG